Mesorhabditis belari is the source of this 1497-nucleotide messenger RNA. NCBI's taxonomy places the organism in Eukaryota, Metazoa, Nematoda, Chromadorea, Rhabditida, Rhabditidae. The record is from the annotation of a GenBank genome assembly.
AUGUGGACCCUUUUCAGACAAUUGGACAAUCAUCAACUCGAAUAUGGACGAGGAAGUGAUUGGGUGGAAACAACCGGGAAAAGACAACAACUACAACAACAAAUUGGUGCAACAGGGCAACCGAGGAACACUGUGGUACAGGGACCCGUCGAUGUCGAUGCGGGGAGGGUGCUGGUUGGAAUCGGAAGAGCCGUUUUGGCGAGACUCAUCUUCAUCGUUCACUCGGUGGUCACUAUUUGGACAACCGUGCAUGUACAAGAGAGUGAAUCGGUGUGGAUCUUUGCGCUGAUCGCAUUGCUGAUCAUCUUUGAGGGAUCCUAUGCGAUUAUUAUGAGAGCCGGUGAUGAGAGAAAGUGGUUCUGUGCGUCAGUGCUGUUGUACGUGUUGGCGACGGCGCCACCGAUUUGGCUUCUUGAGAUGAAAUUGUGUGAAUGGAGAAGAGAAAGAGCGAAUGGAAUACAAUCGAAAAUACCCAUUGCUGAUGCCGAUGAUGAGUUACGCUUGCAACUUCUCGAGCAAUUGAUGCUUGUCGUGUUGAUCAUUGGGAGAUGGUUACUCCCAAAGGGUGACAUCAGUCGGGAACAACUCAGCCAGAUUUUACUCGCCUAUUUGGCAAUCUCAUCAGACAUCGUCGAAUUCUUUGAUGUUUUCAAGGAAAAGGAGGUUUUCACGAGUCAACCCGUUCAAGUGAUGGUGUUGAUCGCGUGGACGCUUUCCCUCAUCCAAUUCCCAUUCGUUUUGACGGUGUCGAGAGCGCGAAAGAUGCGCGUCGCCAUCACGCAAACUAGCGACGAGAUCGAGAUUCCCGAAAAUCCCGAUAUGUCUAAUAUAUGCAGCGAUGUGGACAUUUGGGCGAUCGUGUUGGCUAACAGUUUGCAGGACAUUCCAUUCCUUUUGGUUCGUCUCUAUUUGAUGUUCGACCGAGGUCUUUACACCUAUACAAUGUUGUUUUUCACUUGCAAGAACGCGCUGAUCAUCGCUUUGCAAACCUAUCGAGCGUUUGUGCUCAUCAACGAUCGCUACGUUCAUCCGCAAAAGUUGAAACAAGAGGCGAAUAAGGCGCGGCGGCAACAACAGCGCUCAAAAUCGUCGCCGAAACGGAGACGCACAAAAAGAGAGUUUCAACGAAGCGAAGAAAUGGAGCAUUUAUGUGCGGUGAAUGAGCCCGAAGAGGAGAGAAGUCCGAAAAGGGAAACGAGAAGGGAAAUCGUUGAAGAGCAACGGGAAAGAAAAAGACGCGCAUUCGAUAAUGAACAAGCAAUGAAAACAACAAAAAGUCGAAAGGGGGAAAGAGAAAGAUUGGACACGCAUGACUACGAUCGAAAUGAUAACGAUCGAAAGAGGAGAAGUGAGAGCAACAGAAAAAGAAAUCACGAAAAAGAUCGCCGUAGUCGAAGCGGUUCGAGGAUCAGUCCACCACAAAACAUUAAAGGAGAGCGAAGUAAACAAGCCGUGAAACGCAGCAGCUCGGCCGGCGAUCGGGCACAUCGGUUACGG